Molecule: messenger RNA, 1719 nt
Organism: Cololabis saira (Pacific saury)
Lineage: Eukaryota; Metazoa; Chordata; Actinopteri; Beloniformes; Belonidae
Gene: pth2ra
Product: parathyroid hormone 2 receptor a
Exons: 13
Coding region: 1-1719 (572 amino acids)
Biological process (GO): adenylate cyclase-modulating G protein-coupled receptor signaling pathway; cell surface receptor signaling pathway
Cellular component (GO): plasma membrane
Molecular function (GO): peptide hormone binding; G protein-coupled peptide receptor activity; parathyroid hormone receptor activity
Source: RefSeq, a predicted model, not a curated record
AUGCAGCGAUACCCCUCUGCUCCAGCUCUGCCCCCACUCCCGUCAGGUUCCUCCACUCCCCCACUCACUGUAGAGAAGUACGAUGUGAAACGUGUGCCCCUGGCAGCGAACCCCAGGAAAGCUACUGGCCCAGGCGGAGUAUCAGGCAAGAUGGGGUUUGAUGGUCCUUUAUCAGCACAGGAGCAGAUGUACAUCCUGUAUGAAGUCAAAAUGCAGUGCUACCAGAACCUCUCCAAUAUGGAACCAUCAAGCGCAGAUGAGGCGUGCCCUCCAGAUUGGGAUGGUCUUAUUUGUUGGCCACAUGGCUCUCCUGGGCAGGUUACAGAGGUUCCCUGCCCAUCUUACAUCUAUGACUUCAAUCACAAAGGGCAUGCUUACAGGAAGUGUGAUGUCAACGGUUCCUGGGUGUUUGUGGAGCACUGGAACAAAACAUGGACCAACUACUCAGAGUGUCUACUCUUCCUUCAGCCUUUCAGAGAUGAAGAAGCAAGGCAAGACUUCUUCGAGCGGCUGUAUGUCAUGUAUACAACUGGCUACGCUGUGUCCUUCAGUUCUUUGCUGGUGGCCAUAAUGAUCAUUGGAUACUUCAGGCGUCUUCACUGCACCAGAAACUACAUCCACAUGCACCUGUUUGUUUCUUUCAUGUUACGAGCAGUCAGCAUCUUUGUGAAGGACAAAGUUGUCUAUUCAAGCGCUGGAUUGCAAGACUUUGAUUCUGACCUGUUGGACAAUUUUAAAACAGUUAGCAUCACAUCACUCAACAAGCCUCAGUAUAUUGGCUGCAAGGUGACAGUACUUCUCUUCAUCUAUUUUCUGGCCACCAACUACUACUGGAUCCUGGUGGAGGGCCUUUACCUGCACAGUCUCAUCUUUAUGGCCUUCCGGUCAGAUUCUAUAUACCUCUGGUGCUUCAUACUCAUUGGAUGGGGUGUUCCAGCUGUUUUUGUGGCUGUCUGGGCGAUUGUGAGAGCAUCACUGGCAGAUGCAAGGUGCUGGGAGUUAAGUGCCGGUAACAUUAAGUGGAUCUACCAGGUGCCCAUCUUGACAGCAAUUGGGCUCAACUUUAUUUUGUUUGUGAAUAUUGUGCGAGUACUGGCCACUAAGAUUCGAGAGACUAACGCAGGGAGAUACGACACCAGGAAACAGUACAGAAAACUAGCAAAGUCAACGCUUGUACUAGUGUUGGUGUUCGGCAUCCACUACAUCGUCUUUGUUGGGAUGCCUCAUACGUUUCAGGGACCAAGCUGGGAGAUACGCAUGUACUGUGAGCUUUUCUUCAACUCAUUUCAGGGUUUCUUUGUGUCAAUUAUUUACUGCUACUGCAAUGGAGAGGUUCAGACGGAAAUAAAGAAAACAUGGACACGCUGGAAUCUGUCAUUUGAGUGGGAGGGUCCAGUUGUCUGCGCCCGCUACCGUUACGGCUCUGUGGUCGUAGGUUUAAACAACAACAGCACCAGCAGUCACUCCCACCUGGCUGGAGCUGGGCUUUCCACACGCUCCACUACACUUGCUUCAAGCCGAGCCCAUCGGACCACAGGUUCUCCCGUGGUCAACACCUACGCCAUUCUCCCAGGCUACGUAAUUACCAACUCAGAUCCGUCCAUUCCUGAAGAGCCUGACAACAGUGGCCCCAAACAAGUGGAUGACAUCUCGCUGAAGGAAAAUUUUCCCGUUUUAAAUCCAAGUCGGAUGGCUGAGGUUGAUGAGGAGACACUGUAG